Messenger RNA from Capsicum annuum, 3642 nucleotides. RefSeq lists its product as uncharacterized. The record is from RefSeq and is a predicted model, not a curated record. Bases 1319 to 1786 code for a protein of 155 amino acids. The transcript has 2 exons. Lineage: Eukaryota; Viridiplantae; Streptophyta; Magnoliopsida; Solanales; Solanaceae.
GAUAUUUUUCCAGAAAGAGCUGAAAAGUUUCUCUCUUCUUUCAUUUUCUUCUCGAAUGAACUAGGGUUUUAUUUCAAUUGUUUCAUCGAUUUUUGCUUAAUAUCAACAUCAACAUGGUAUCAGAGAAGGGUUUUCGGUAGAUCUACGGCAGGGCUUUCGAUCGAUAUUACCCUUGUAAGAAGUUUUUCUGAUCUUCAGCGAAGGAAGAUUCUGCCUUGGUGACAAUUUUGUUGAACGAGGCCUCAUCUUCUUCAGGUUUAAGAAGAAGAACGGUAAUUUCUUUCCAUAUGACUCCUUCUAUGUAGCAUCGACUGGGGAUUAUGCUUGUGAUUGUCCGAUUUGUUUGAAUCUGGGUAUUAUCUUCGAAUAUUGAGUAUAAUCGUCUUCAUUAUAGUUUUCUCUACUAUGUCGAAUGCUCAGCAACGUAGUAACACUGUACCUUCGACCACAAAUAAUAGUUUCGAUGAAUUUACCCUAGACCCGUCGCAUCCUUAUUAUUUCAUCCAUCUGAGAACCUUAGCUCUCAACUUGUACCUAUAGUUUUUAAUGGGAACCGUUUUGCUAUAUGGAGAAAUAGUAUGAUUACUUCGUUGUCUGCCAAGAAUAAAUUAGGUAUGGUAAAUGGAAAAUUUCCCCAGCCUGAGUCAAACAACCCGUAUUUCCAAUUUUGGGAAAGAUGUGACCACAUGGUCAAGGCAUGGAUUACAAACUCUUUUGUUAGAGACAUAGCAAUUAGUGUAAUGUGUCUUCCUAGUGCUAGGGAGGUAUAGAAGGACAUAAAUGAUAGGUUCGGACAGUCUAAUGGUUCUAGAUACAUACACAUUUAGAAAGAGAUAAAUUCCACAGUCCAAGGGUCAUCUAGCAUAUCUGCAUAUUUCACUAAGAUGAGAAGCUUAUGGGAUGAGCUUAAUGCUUCAUAUGUUGGGCCUGUAUGUACAUGUGGAGCACUAAGCAAAUUCAUCCAAGAUCAACAGUUGUUCCAAUUCUUAAGUGGUCUCAAUGAGACAUAUAACACUGUGAGAAGCAAUACCUUGAUGACGGAACCCUUGCCUUCUAUCAGUAAAGUGUAUGGCCUUCUAUAGCAAGAUGAGAGCCAAAAAGAAACUCAACCUGGAUUAUCCAACUUUUCCAGUGAUUCAGUCUCUUUUCAUGCUUCCAUGUCCUCACCCUCAUCUAACAGCAAACCUUACAACCAAAAGGUCUCAUUUAAUCCAAACAAGAACUCAGCUGUGUCCAUAUCUUGUAGGUACUGUAAGAAACCUGGACACACUAUUGAGACCUAUUACAGACUCCAUGGUGGUUUGCUGCUUGUGUUCAAAUGAUGGAUGCUCAUUUCCAAAGUCCUGCAAAUGGUCCCAACAUUUCAAACAUCUUGUCUUCUCAAGAGGAAUCACCACAUGGUUUUAGUAAAGAGCAAUAUAAUCAUCUCAUGAGUCUAUUCCAGCAAGCACAAAUUUCUCCCAUGAAUCUGGACAUACUACUGCUGGUGAACCAUCAGGUUUUGCCAACUUUGCAGGGUCCUUCUCUGAAGAGGCCACUGGAAAUUGGUAAAUCUUCAAAUGGAUUAUACUACUAUGCUGCUGAUCAUCCUGCACUUCCUCCCAGUCAUAUUUCUGUUGCUGCAACCUUUAAUGAUUUUUCUGCUUCUUCAAUUAACAGUACUUUUCUUUCUUGGAAUUCUCCUCAAACUGAGCAUAAAUUGGAUUUGUUUUGGCACCAAAAAUUGGGCCACAUGCCUUAUCAUAAAAUAAAAAGUAUUCUUCUUACAUUCACAACUCUCUUUUAAACAAAAUUUCAUUUGUGAUGUUUGUCCCAAGGCAAGACAACAUAGAAGUUCUUUUCCUAAUAGUAGUAUCCCUACAACAUUGCCUUUUCAAUUAGUCCACAUAGAUAUUUGGGGUCCUUACCACACUAAGACAUAUAAUGGGUUUAGAUACUUUGUUACUUUAGUUGAUGAUUUCACUAGAGUCACAUGGACACACCUUCUAUCAUGCAAAGGCAAUGUUUUAUCCAUUCUUAAAACCUUUGUGGCCAUGGUCAAAGUUCAUUUCAACACUCAAGUUCAAUCCUUUAGAUCAGACAAUGCCUAUGAAUUAGGUAGUAGUUUCAAGGUUGCUUCUUUCUUUUCUGAAAAUGGCAUUCUUCACCAAACAACCAUUCCACAUACACCACAACAAAAUGGUGUUGUGGAAAGAAAAUACAAAUACCUCCUUGACACUUCUAAGGCUCUACUUUUUCAAUCAAACCUUUCUAUUAAGUAUUAGGGUGACUGUGUACUUACUGCUACUUAUCUCAUUAACAGACUCCCUUUCUCAGUUCUGAGUAAUAUUUCUCCAUAUGAAAAACUUCAUCAAGUACCCCCUUCUUAUGAUCACCUCAGAUCUUUUGGGUGCUUAUGUUAUGCUCAUUCUUCCUCCCUUGGGAAGGAUAAAUUCCAACCAAGAUCCUUAGCAUGUGUGUUUCUUGAAUACCCUUGUGGGAAGAAGGCAUACAAACUACUCAACCUUUCAGAACAUUCCAUUUUUUAUUCUAGAGAUUUCAUUUUCCAUGAAUAUAUCUUCCCUUACUCAUCUAAGCACAUACUGCAUCCCCCUUCAACACCUGUUUUACACAUACCUCCUCUCACUUAUUCAGUUCUUUCCAGUCCCUUUCCCCUUCUCCUAGCCCAGUCCCUCCUAUUCAGCUUGAUCUUUCUAUUCCUCCUACUACUAGGAGGUUCUUCCGUGUAUCACACACUCCUUCCUACCUAUCUGACUAUAUCUGCAGCUUUGUUUCCAAGGUCCCUCUUGUUGAACCCCCCAUGCAUAAACCUCAGACUUAUCAGCAGGUUGCUUGUCAUCCUGCUUGGAAAGAUGUCAUGCUUCAAGAAUUCAAGGCCCUUGAAGCCAAUCAUACUUAGGAUCUUGUCCCUUUGCCUCCUCACAAGAAACCCAUUUCUUGUAAAUGGGUAUACAAGAUUAAACACAAAUCUGAUGGUUCUUUUGAACGAUACAAAGCUAGAUUGGUUAUUCGAGGGGAUACUCAGAGGGAAGGUAUUGACUACAAUGAGACCUUUUCUCUUGUGGUCAAGUUCACUAAUAUUAAGGUUCUCCUCUCUAUUACUGUUAAAAGAAAUUAGACCGUGUAUCAACUUGAUGUUAACAAUGUUUUCUUACAUGGUGAUUUGGCUGAAGAGGUUUAUAUGAAACCUCCACUUGGUUUAACUUUGUCUACUUGCAUUCCCACUUCUGCUCCCUUGGUUUGUAGAUUGAGAAAAUCAUUCUAUGGUCUCAAACAGGCCUCUCGACAAUGGUUCUCUAAACUGUCAGAUGCUCUGUCUAUACGUGGUUAUUCCUCCAGUCGAAAUGAUUACUCUUUAUUCACCAAAUCUGCUGGGGAUUCUCUCACUGUACUAGCAGUUUAUGUUGAUGAUAUUCUCCUUGCUGGGGAUGAUGUAACUGAGCUGGAUGCUCUGAAAAUAUUUCUUGAUAAUCAAUUCAAGAUCAAAGAUCUUGGCUUAGUUCAUUAUUUUUUAGGUCUUGAGUUAACUUCUCAUCCUCAUUGUCACACCCCUUUUUUUGCACUAAAAAAAAUGGUUAUAAUUUAAUGUUCGAAAGGGUUUUAUUAUUUAAGUGACAAGAAAUAAAAAUUUGUUUUGGAAAA